AUGUCGCGCGUCCUCCCCGCGGCGGUCCCGCGCGCGACCGCGCGCGACGUCUCGCGAGCUCGCCGCGCGCCGUCGUCCCCUUCCGUCCGCGGCGGACGGAACGUCCGAUCCUCCCAUCUCGCGGCGUCCGCGUCGCGCGCGUCGAGCACGGUCUCGAUGACGACGACGACGACGCGACGACGCGCCGUCAACGGCGCCGGCGUCGUCGCGGCCGCGGCGUCCGCGUCGUCCCUCGACGCCGCGCCGUCCGACGCGACGUCCUUCUUCUCGCCGUCGAAGAUCAACCUCUUCCUGCGCGUCGUGCGCCGCAGGGACGACGGCUACCACGACCUCGCGUCGCUCUUUCACGUGAUCGACCUGGGCGACGACAUGAAGUUCGCGCUCUCGUCGUCCACGACGCGCGACACGCUCGUGUGCGACGACGACACGAUCCCGCUGGACGACAGCAACCUGGUCAUCAAGGCGCUGAACUUGUGGCGCGAGAAGACGGGGAGCGAGCAGCGGUUCUGGGUGGAGCUGAAGAAGAACGUGCCGCACGGCGCCGGGCUCGGCGGCGGCAGCGGGAACGCGGCGACGGCGAUGUGGGCGGCGAACGAUCUCUGCGGCAAGCCCGCGUCCGAGGCCGACCUCCUCCUCUGGUCGGGCGACAUCGGCAGCGACAUCAGCGUCUUCUUCAGCACCGGCGCGGCGUACUGCACGGGACGCGGGGAGAUCGUCGAGGACGUGGACCCGCCGCUGCCGUUGGACACGCCCAUCCUUCUCGUGAAGCCGAACGUGGGACUCUCGACGCCGGCGAUCUUCAAGGCGCUCGACCUCGACGGUCGAAGCGCGGAGGACCCGCUCGGUUUACUGGAGAAGAUCAAGGCGGAGGGGCCGAAGGAUUCGAUAUGCGUCAACGACCUGGAGGCGCCGGCGUUUAGUAAGCUGCCGGAGUUGUUGGAGUUGAAGAAGCGGCUGAAAGCCGACGGCGGAGACGGCGUCAAGAGCGUGUUCAUGAGCGGGAGCGGGAGCACCAUCGUGCAGAUCGGCGACGACGACGUUCCGGGGUUCGUGGCGGACGACGACGCGCUGUUCCGCGCGAAGACGCGGUUGAUCACGCGGAAGAAAGGGGAGUGGUACGCGCCGUCGCCGUUCCUCGAGGUCAAGUGAUGAGGGACGAGGGAGGAGACCGGGCUCCUGUCGAAUGAAUAAUAUAUUUUUUUAUUAUAACGG
Molecule: messenger RNA, 1212 nt
Organism: Micromonas pusilla CCMP1545
Lineage: Eukaryota; Viridiplantae; Chlorophyta; Mamiellophyceae; Mamiellales; Mamiellaceae
Exons: 2
Coding region: 1-1149 (382 amino acids)
Biological process (GO): terpenoid biosynthetic process
Molecular function (GO): 4-(cytidine 5'-diphospho)-2-C-methyl-D-erythritol kinase activity; ATP binding
Source: RefSeq, a predicted model, not a curated record